Messenger RNA from Ilex paraguariensis (yerba mate), 795 nucleotides. The record is from the annotation of a GenBank genome assembly. Lineage: Eukaryota; Viridiplantae; Streptophyta; Magnoliopsida; Aquifoliales; Aquifoliaceae.
AUGAUUGAGAAGAAAGAAAUGGAGGGAUUGGCUAUUGGCGUGUGCCGCAUGAAAUCUGGUGAACGUGCCUUGUUACAUGUGGGUUGGGAAUUGGGCUAUGGCAAAGAAGGAAACUUCUCGUUCCCAAAUGUUCCUCCCAUGGCGGAUAUUUUAUAUGAGGUUGAGCUUAUUGGUUUUGAUGAAAUUAAAGAGGGGAAAGCUCGUAGUGACAUGACAGUAGAGGAAAGGAUCGGUACCGCUGACAAAAGAAAGAUGGAUGGAAAUGCUUUGUUCAAGGAGGAAAAACUGGAGGAGGCUAUGCAACAGUAUGAAAUGGCCAUAGCAUAUAUGGGAGAUGACUUCAUGUUUCAGUUGUUUGGCAAGUAUCGGGAUAUGGCUUUGGCAGUAAAAAAUCCUUGCCACCUUAACAUGGCAGCAUGCAUGAUAAAGCUCAAGCGCUAUGAUGAAGCAAUUGGGCAAUGCAGCAUGGUAUUGGCGGAGGAUGAGAACAAUGUCAAAGCACUAUUCAGACGAGGAAAGGCUAAAGCAGAACUUGGGCAGACAGAUGCUGCCCGGGAAGACUUUCUUAAGGCUCGCAAAUUUGCUCCAGAAGACAAAGCGAUUUCAAAGGAGUUACGUUUGCUUGCCGAGCAUGACAAGGCUGUUUAUCAAAAGCAAAAGGAGCUCUACAAAGGAUUAUUCGGACCAAGACCAGAACCCAAACCCAAGCAAACAAAUUGGCUAAUCCUGAUAUGGCAGUGGCUGCUGUCAUUGUUCUAUCGCCUUUUCAAGCUUGAAAGGCACAAGGCUGACUAA